Zingiber officinale is the source of this 5886-nucleotide messenger RNA. Its product is annotated as protein DETOXIFICATION 48-like. The coding region runs from base 3680 to 5500 and encodes 606 amino acids. The transcript is spliced from 8 exons. The record is from RefSeq and is a predicted model, not a curated record. Gene Ontology annotation, biological process: xenobiotic detoxification by transmembrane export across the plasma membrane. Gene Ontology annotation, cellular component: membrane. NCBI's taxonomy places the organism in Eukaryota, Viridiplantae, Streptophyta, Magnoliopsida, Zingiberales, Zingiberaceae. Gene Ontology annotation, molecular function: antiporter activity; xenobiotic transmembrane transporter activity.
ACAGAGCAUUAGUCAUUCCUACACAGAUUGCAGUUGCACCGAGAAAGAAUCUCGCGGCUGCUGGUCCCAGAGCGGCAGAGCGCCUCGUCAGUGGCAGAGACGGUUGAAGCGGACGGCAGAGAUGGUUUGGUAGCGCUUCCGCCGUCCAAGGUCCUGCGGCGGGUGUUGCUGCGGGAGGCAUCGGUGGCGUGCGGCGUGCAGUUGGGGUCGCUCUCCGGCCUUCUGGCUCAGCCCUUCGUCGGUCACGUGAGCGAUCGUCGCGCUGGUUCGCUCGGCCACCGCCGGCCCUUCGUCAUCGGCUGAUCCAUCUCCAUCGGUCUUUAUGUCAUCUUGAUCGGCUACUUCUACGACAUUGGCCGCAUUCUCUGCAACUCCUACGGUAGGGAGACACGGUACAGGGCGAUUGCGGUUUGCUUAGUAGGGUUCUGGCUGUUUGGUGCGGGGAACAACACCACACAUGGUCCGUGAAGAUCCCUUGCUGAUCUUACAGGGGCAUUUUGAAUUUGGCGAUUGUGAUACUGCAGAACCGGAAUAUAUUUGCAUUAGAGGCCUUUUAAUGCCAGCGCUUCAAACAUCUGCACUUGACUUUUUAUGAAGAACUAACUAUUAUUGAUUACAAGGAUUGAGUCGAUGAGACAUUCUAUGAGAUGGUGGAAAGAAAGUGCCUAUCAGACGCUUGUAUCUGUUGGAAGUGGGCCUUUGAAUCAGUUAUUUGGCUGUGGCAAUUCACUAGCCUUUGCUGUAGGAUCACUUGCAGCUUUUGUGAGUGAACUUGUGGCAAUUGUUGGCCUAGCUCCUCAAUUCAUUACUAACGGACCUACCACUAUUCUACAAAGGGGUCAAAGUAAGUAUUUUUAAAUUUUAUUAAGUCCACCUAAAUUGCUGAAUGAUAGCUUUUGUUCACUAAACCAAUGUAUGUUCUGUUUCUGUUUCUUCCUUAUUGAAAAUUCACUCUUAAUUUUCUAGUUAACUCUUUCUAAAUCCCAAAAGUUGCAAUGGCAAAUUGUUCCAAAGUUGAGUGUCAGAGUGUGAAAGAAUAUAAUAUUUAAUCAUUGAUUGAUGGAUGGAUAUCAAAUUUUAUUUUAACUUGUUUCAAAGAUUGACCUAAAUUCUACCAAUGGCCUGAACUCAGCCAAAAGGAUUAAGUGGUAUAUGGUGAGUUACAUUUAGGUUUAAAUACCGAUAGCAGUGUUUGGUUUUAACCCAAUGGAAGGUACAACAAAUAUAUAAUGUCUGGUUGCCUUGUAUUUUAAUUUUAGAAAUGUGGAUACUUUGUUCUUAUUGUUACUGGUGGAAAAAAAUAUCAUGUGAGAAAUGGUAUAACAUGUUUUAUGGCUGAACAUAAUAUACUAAGAAAGUAUAAACAACCAAGGUUCAAAAUCGGUCUUUGACUGGAGUGAGACUAUUUUGGUACCGUGUUGAUGUUCCUAUAUAUGGUGUGCUAGUGGCGAAUUGGAGGAAGGAGGAAGAAAAUGAAAAAAAAAAUAGAAUUAUUAAAUUUAAAUUUUGUUUUUCAAUGGUACAGUUUUGAUAUUAUCUUAUAUAGAAACAACAACAACAAUCAAGCUUUAUCCCACUAGGUGAGAUAUUAUCUUAUAUAGAAUCAAGUUAAAAAAAUAACAAUAUUAUUUUAAUUCACCUUAAUCUGCUUCAUAAAUGCAAGAGGUGUCAAACCUCAAACGUUGAUAUAAAAAUAAUAAUGAUUUGACACAACUAACACAUGAACUAUUGUCAGUGUCGAGUAAUAUCAAGUUUUGGGGAUUUAAUUUUAAACCAUGUACACAAUUUAUGGAUCCCUUUCCUAUGCAGGAAAUAGAGAGUGAUAUAACAAGUUAAUUAGAUCAGCAUUAUAACAAUCGCAUGCACUUAGUACAUACUAAGAUGAAUAAAUUCUUGCUGAUCACUUAACCAUAAGCAUAGUUUUGGGGGUAUUUAUAAUUGAGAGUCUUUUUAACAGUUAAGAUAGACAUACAGUAAGUGGUCGUAGAUAUGAAUAAAUCUAUGCCUUUGAUUGGCCAUAUUAGGUUUAAAUUGCUAUUGAAGUUCUUGCAUUAGCAUCCUUGCAUGUGUUCCAUCAUGAAGAUUUUGCCUGUAUUUGUCUUAAUAUGCUGGUUUUUGUUGGCAAAGAUCACCUUUAAGAUAUAUAGUCCCUUCUAUUUCUGCCGCGUGGACUGCCACAAACCCAAUUAUGGGAGGCAAUCUUUGUUUUCAGUCAUUUUACAAAGUUAACAAAUACUUCAAUUCUGACGCCAAACAAAAUAAUAGUUCUCAAACUUAUAAUAUAGGAGGAUCAACACUAAAGUAUUGACCAGGUUCUCCACUGCAUAAGUCCUGCAAAAAUAUCUGCGACCUUUGCAUUUGAAAAGUCAAAUAGCCAUCACUGCUUUGUUGUAUGCUCCAUUGAGUAAAUGUUUUAUCAAGUAAAAUUCAAGUUAGUGUUUCAUUUGAUCAAAUCUUUUUCAUUCUUCGUUUUUGAUGAUUGAUAAAAGAAUGCUGAUUUGCUACAGCAUGUCAACACGUGACUGGCGUUUCUAAGAUUUGUCGUUCUUGGUUUAAUCGUCUCAAUUACAUUGAGAUGGCAUGGAAUAAUUGGGGAUUCUGCUCUGGAAUUUAUUAUUUAUCAUCGCGCCUACAGAAGUUUUUAUGGGUAAUGGGGCAAAUGCAACGACUCCAGCCCAGUCGUUGGUGACCAUUAUUCCUUGCUACCAUAGAGCACUGUAGAGGAAGAGAAUUGUCAAAAUAAAGCCUCAUUACAUUCUUUAUGGUAUUGCCUACAUUAUUAAUGUGAUAAAGCCUCGAAAUAUACUUGUAAAUUUGUCUCAAAUUGCAUUCCUUGUAUAAAUUUCCACUAUAUUAAAUUCUGCAUCUCUUUGUCCUCAUCCUGCUUCUCAUUUAUAUGUUACUUGAAUAGUUUCUUUUUUGUGCAGCACAACAGUUUAAGUUUUGGUGAGUUGCUCAAGAAUUUGUAAUUCAUUAAAUAGCUAAAAUUUACUUGGUUUUACUUUGUGUCAUGUCUUUGUUGGAUUGGGACUGAUCUGUUUUCUCAUCUUUAUUGUCGAUGGAGUUGGAUGAGACAUGACGGCUAUUCUGUACUGAGCCAUAUAAGGUCAGUCCCACAUCUACCAUGAAGCCUGUACUGAUGACAUUUCCUGUUGACCUUUCCAUCCAGGUCUGUAGCCACAUCUAAUAAACGUGACAGCGAAGCCCAGCAGUGCCAACCUUAAGCUAUGGAAUUGGAAGAAGGAUGAAGACAAAGGCAGUCAAAUUUACAUACCGUAAUCCACAUGUAGGGUGUGUUUUGUUCCUCCACAGGCCUGCAGACUGCAGUUGAGCAGUGGAUGGAGGAGGGAGAAUGAUGAGAUAAGACAUGUCGUCUUGAAUUGGAUGGAUGGUGCACGCGGAAAAGUAAAACUUUCGAAGAGUUGGAAAGCAUCAGGUGCGCUGCUGGUUUCCAAACACAACUCGCAGUUGGAACUUGGAAUUGAUCGCCAGUACGACGACACGAUGGGAUUGAGCGUGUCAGGAGCCGUGAGUGUGGAAAAAGCAGCAGUCCGCGGAGAGGAGAAGCUUUGACCAGCUACCGUCGGCAUCCGUCGACAGGUUAUUGACAUCAGGGUUUAACCGGUUAAGCCGGUAUCGGGUCGACGUAGAGGGGAGUUCGUGGGCCAUAUCGGCGGUGAUGAUCGACCGACGCGUGUGCGUGGCUCGCAGAGCCUUCCUCCACUGCUCCUAUUUAAAAGCCCCCCUCGCUGCUGCUCCCACCCUCCCUCCCUCCAUUGCCAUUUCGAAGAAGCAGCCAACGGCUAUUGCAUUCCUUUCUUCUCAGCCAUUACCGCGCCGCCGUCGACGACCUCCAUCGAGCUCUGAGAUGUGCAAUCUUACUUCUACUUCAUAUCCCAAGUCUAACCUUUUGGCAAGCCAUGACGAUCUUCGCCGCCAUCCCACGCUCUCCGAGUUGGCGGAGGAGAUGCGGGCGAUCGGGAAGAUCUCGGUGCCGGCGGCGGUCACCGGCCUGAUGCUCUAUUCGCGCGCAAUGAUCUCGAUGCUUUUCCUUGGGUAUCUCGGCGAGCUGGAGCUCGCCGCCGGAUCGCUGGCGAUCGGGUUUGCUAAUAUCACUGGUUAUUCUGUGCUGUCGGGACUGGCGAUGGGGAUGGAGCCCAUCUGCGCUCAGGCCUUCGGCGCCGAUCGGCGGCGGCUCCUUGGCCUCACCCUCCAGCGCGCCACCCUGCUCCUCCUCUGUGCCUCCCUCCCCAUCGUCUUCCUCUGGCUCAACGCCCGCGCUAUCCUACUGCGGUGCGGGCAGGACGAGGAGAUCGCCACGGUGGCACAGGUGUUCGUCGCCGCCGCCUCGCCGGAUCUCCUCUUCCUCUCAUUUCUCCACCCGCUCCGCGUCUUUCUCCGUGCGCAGAACAUCACCCUCCCGAUCACCUACUGCUCCUCCUUCUGCGUCGCGCUCCACUGCCCCCUGACGUACCUCCUAGCAGUCCGCCUCCGUCUCGGCAUCGCCGGAGUGGCGGCCGCCAUGGUGUUGACCAACCUCAACUUCCUUGUUUGCCUUCUCCUCUUCCUCCUCUAUUCAGGCGCCUGCCGCGACACGUGGCCCGGCAGCGGGAGCAUCCUCUCAGGCGAGUGCCUCCGCGGGUGGCCGGCUCUGCUCCGCCUGGCAGCACCGUCCUGCGUCUCUGUCUGCCUCGAGUGGUGGUGGUACGAGCUGAUGAUCCUCCUCAGCGGUCUGCUCGCGCAUCCUCGCGCCGCCGUCGCUUCCAUGGGCAUCCUCAUCCAGACCACCUCCCUCGUCUACGUCUUCCCCUCCGCGCUCAGCUUCGGCGUCUCCACCCGCGUCGGCAACGUCCUGGGCGCCAACCGCCCCACCAAGGCCCGCGCCGCCGCCGCCGCCGCCCUUGCUGCCGCCCUCGCCCUCGGCCUCGCCGCCACCGCCUUCACCGCCUCCAUGCGCCACCAGUGGGGCCGCCUCUUCACGCGCGACGCCGAAAUCCUCCACCUCACCUCCCUCGCGCUCCCCAUCGCCGGCCUCUGCGAGCUCGGCAACUGCCCGCAGACCGCCGGUUGCGGCGUCCUCCGCGGCAGCGCGCGGCCGGCCACCGGCGCCAACAUCAACCUCGGCUCCUUCUACUUCGUCGGCAUGCCCGUCGCCAUCCUCCUCAGCUUCGUCGGAAAGAUGGGCCUGCCGGGGCUGUGGCUGGGACUCCUGGCGGCGCAGGCCGCCUGCGCCACCCUCAUGGCCUGCGCCGUCGCCAGAACAGAUUGGGCGGCGGAGGCAGAGCGCGCCAGAGAAUUAACCAACUCUUCUUCUUCUCCAACUCUUCCUAUUACUAAUUCCAAUGGCACAAUUCCAAUCACCACAAUAACUACUGCUCUGUCUCCCAACUCCAUGGAAGCCGAGAAGAAGAAAAAGACCACCACAACACUAGAAGACAUUCUAUCCAUCAUUAACGCUGAUGCUCCAGAAACAGCCCCCCUCAUUCUCCCUGUGGAUUAAAUUCUUCUCCAUUUUUAUUUUUUUUGGGUUUUGUAAUCACGAUAUGUUUUGCUAUUGUAUCUAAUCCCUCUGCUAUUUUUUUUUCUUGCCUUUCUUUUUUUAAUGGAUCGAGGAAAAUGUAAUUAGCGGUAAUGAAGUAACGGGGAAGAACAGAGACAGCUACUCCAUAAAAGCUACCACUUUAGAAGCUGUUCACUUAUUGGAAAGCAGAUGCAUCACUUCUAGCAUUCAUUGCCUUUGUACUUUGGUUUUUAAUCUUUCAUCCAAUUAACCAGUCCCCCGGACCUGUUUGUUUGUUUCCUUUGAGGAUUCUUGCUUAGGAACAAUCAAAGCUAAAGAUUUGCCUGAAAUCUAUAUAUAAUUCUGAUAAUUGUUGGUUGUGUUUU